Solea senegalensis (Senegalese sole) is the source of this 1285-nucleotide messenger RNA. RefSeq lists its product as uncharacterized. The transcript has 4 exons. Lineage: Eukaryota; Metazoa; Chordata; Actinopteri; Pleuronectiformes; Soleidae. The record is from RefSeq and is a predicted model, not a curated record. Bases 1 to 783 code for a protein of 260 amino acids.
AUGUCGACGUCAGUCCUGCAUCCAUGGCCAUGUGGACACAUCCGCCUGGCGUGUGGACUCCUGUUCCUCCUCCUCGCCUCCUCACCACUCCUUACUGCAGGGAGACUGAGCAACUGCACCCACCCUCUGGUGCCGGAACAUGGAGGUUUCCGCUGUGAUCCAUCUCCGUGUCGAGGUUUCCCUCAGAAGAGCUCCAUCCAUUUCUUCUGUGAGCCUGGUUACCACAUCAACAGGGCCCGUGUGUCCAGGUGUCGCCAAGGCAAGUGGCAGCCUCCGAUUCCUACCUGCAUCCCUAUCAAAGAAGGUCCCAACAUGAACCCUGAUGACAGAUCAAACGACUCGAUGCCCAGCAUGGCUACCACCGCGGUGGGCGUGUCCAUCUUCUUGCUCACCACCACGGCCUGCCUGGUUGCCAAGUCCCGCCUCUAUCCCUGUCAAUCGCACAACAGCCGUCGAUCCUCUGACCAACUUGACCUGAUGGUGGACGGACUUCCUGUCUCUCUUCCAUCCUACGAGGAGGCGAUGUAUGGCAGCUGGGGACAGCGUCUUCCGGCCUGCUCAGCACCAGGACCCACCCAGCUCCUUUUGGCUCAGGAGGCUCCCGUGUGCCACCAGCUGUCCCGCUGCAACCAGUCGGACAACAGCCACCGCCCCCUGCUGUCCUCCCAAAGCCCUGACAACCCCCCGCCCCCAUAUGAGGAGGUGCAGUCAUCGCGUCUCAGAGACAGGACGAGUGAUGGGGACAUGCGGCAGCUACAUGUUGCCGAGGACAAAGACACUUGAUUGACUGACUGUCAGGUUCAUUUGUGACUACACUUCGAGCACACGGCCUGCAGCUGUGAAACAGUGAAAGCAUGAUUUUGAUUGACAGCUAAGUGUUGCUGUGUUUACAAUGCACAUGAUGGCUUAUAGCAUAAAAACACAGAACAUGGACAUGACUGCAGACUCCUGUGCUGCCUGCACUUUCCCUUGCUGGCUGCAGCUCAUAAGGAUUAGGACACUUGGGUCCUGUCACACGCUGUUUUAGAUGAAGCUGAUAAGCUGUGAUUGGCCAGAGGUUGGGUCACAAAGGCCCAACUAAAGAAGACUGAGGUGCAUUAAUUAAUUAAUUAAAUGUUGAUUGUAUAGUAUUAAUUGCUUGUACAGCACGAGGAAGGAGUUUAUGUACACAUGUGUCUCUGCUGUCAGGUGAAAAGCUUAUAUCCAGAGUCUCAUCUCUCAGGAGUAAAACCGCCUUGUUUUUAUUGUGAUGACACAAAUAAUGUUUUUAAAAAGAUCCUUCAUU